UACGAGGUGAACCGGAAGGUAACAACAGAAACACCAAGGGGCAUAGAUACGUUUCACAUUAUUUUUUAACUAAAGGGCACAUAUUCUACGAUGGAUUCACACCCUCCGCCUAAACCAUGGGAAAGGCGAAUUCCAGGGGCUAUGGGUGUGCCCAUAAACUUCAGGUCUACAGAUUUUGGCCAAUCUGUUCCCAACUCAACUCCUGCCGGCCCGGUCCUGACCAGGAUGGCCCCUCCACUGCCUCCUCGCCCCAUGCAGCAGUCCUACCGUCCCUCCUAUAACUCUUUCCCGUCCUCCUACAGCCCUUAUGGGAGCUCCAUCUAUGGCGGCUACAGCCCUUACAGCUAUGGCGGAGGGAGUUACGGCCUGGGUGGCUACGGCCGCCUCCCCCACUCGGAAGAGGUCGCUCCCAGUCGGUUCGUCCAGCAGGCGGAGGAGAGCAGCCGCGGCGCCUUCCAGUCCAUCGAGAGCAUCGUGCAGGCCUUCGCCUCCGUCAGCAUGAUGCUGGAUGCCACCUUUUCUGCGGUGUAUAACAGUUUCCGGGCCGUGCUGGACGUGGCCAACCACCUGACCAGGCUGCGUGCUCACCUCACCAGGGUUUUGUCAGCGUUUGCUCUGGUGCGCACCCUGCGCUACUUCUACCUACGGUUGCGGAGGCUUCUUGGGAGAGCCUCAGAGGCGGAGGUGGAAGAGCUGUGGGCAGACAGCACGAAAGAUGCUCUGGCUACAAGCUCAUCCAGAGGCUUUGGAACAGGAGGGGAGGAUCAGAGCGUCAAGUCCUGGCCUAUCUUCCUGUUUUUUGCUGUAGUCCUAGGCGGACCCUACCUCAUUUGGAAGCUUUUAAGCUCAAGCCCUGGCUCUGAAGAUAAUGCCACUAACUGGGCAAGUGGGGAGGACGACCAUGUUGUGGCCAGAGCAGAGUAUGAUUUUACUGCUGCCUCUGAGGAGGAGAUUUCCGUACGGGCUGGAGAAAUGCUCAACCUCGCUCCCAAAGAGCAACAACCCAGGGUGCGUGGCUGGCUGCUCGCCAGCGUGGACGGUCAGACCACGGGCCUCGUCCCGGCCAACUAUGUCAAGGUCCUGGGCAAGCGGAGAGGCCGUAAGCAGGCAGAGAUGGAGAGGCUCGCUCAGACCCAGACGGAGAACACGCAGGCCUCCCAAACACCCUCCGCCGCACAGUCGAUCUCAGCCGAAGGUUUCCCCUCGGAUCUCCCCACGGCCUCGGCGGAGAGCUCUGCAGAUCAGCUGCUGGAGUCCGUGUACAGAGAAGCACCAGCUUCCUUCACUCACACCACAUCCAGCCCCAGUACAGUGCUGAACAUCCCCGAGAAGACUGACCUGUGACGAUUCUGACUAUCUACUCAUUAAAAUGAGCGGUUAGUUCAUUCUGUACAUGUUUGCAGUCCUAAAGUACGGAGCUUGACUAGAACUCACCUGUCAGUAAGUGGUUGGGCUGUAAUGGAAUGAACGGCAUCAUGAAUUGCUUUGAGUAGUUCCUGAUUCAGAUCAUCUGUGCAUUUGGAAGCCUCUGCUAAGUCGAAAAAUCUGUAUUUCAACCACAAAUGAAACGUGUCCUUACAUUGCAUUAGACAGAGCUUGUACGGUUUGUGUUCUUUUAAUUGUAAUUUAAUGAGGCGCACCCAUGUAUUGUCUGUUCGCUGAAAGUGUAAGAACAGAGGUAUGUGAUUUUGUAACCCUGUGUGGUUUAGGUCCUCUUUGAAAGUUGCUCACUCUUCCAUGUGGCUUUCGAUGACAAGCAAAUGGGAUUGGAUUCAGUAAGAAUUAGAGGGGGGGUAACUUUGCACUUUCUUCUGCAGUUUAUUAGUCAAGUUACGUAAUUUUGUAAAUAUUUAAUAUAAUUAUUUUGAAAAUAAAUCUCUUCGAAAUUA
This is a messenger RNA of Menidia menidia (Atlantic silverside), 1889 nucleotides long. The record is from the annotation of a GenBank genome assembly. Lineage: Eukaryota; Metazoa; Chordata; Actinopteri; Atheriniformes; Atherinopsidae.